AUGAAGUACUCCGCUGUCGCCCUUGCCGCCUUCGUGGCCAUUGCCUCCGCCCAGGACAUCUCUGUCAUCCCCUCGUGCGCCCUUCCCUGCGUUGAUGACGCUGCCACCAAGGUCUGCACUUCCAAGACCGACUACAAGUGCAUCUGCGAGAACAAGGACUCUCUCGUCAGCACUGCCACCUCCUGCGUCAUUUCCAAGUGCGGUGCCACCGUUGCUCUGAACGACGUUCUCCCUGCCACCGAGAAGUUCUGCCAGGAGGUCCUCGCC
This is a messenger RNA of Neurospora tetrasperma FGSC 2508, 267 nucleotides long. RefSeq lists its product as uncharacterized. The annotation marks the transcript as partial. The transcript is spliced from 2 exons. The record is from RefSeq and is a predicted model, not a curated record. Lineage: Eukaryota; Fungi; Ascomycota; Sordariomycetes; Sordariales; Sordariaceae.